AUGCUCUUCCAAAACCUGCUACUCCUCCUACCCGCGGCUCUUCUCACCAGCGCCGCACCAGCUGAUUCGCACUCUCUUGCCGAUGCCGGCGCUCCUCCACCUCUCGACUCUAGCCCUCCUGGCGUCGUGAGUCUAACCGCCGAAGAAGCCAGCGCCGACUCUGCCGUGAGCGCAUCGCCAUGCAGCGAUUGGCAACAGCUAUACGGCAGAGGUAGAUGGACGUACGUCGAAGUGCAGUGGUGCUUCAGGCAGCGCGGCGACCAGACAGUCGUCACGCAGGAGCAGCAAAACCCGUGGUACUUUUGGGGCGGCGCUUGGUAUACGGGCAAGAGCCAUACGCUCACAUGGCAAACGACCGGCACGGUCGGGAGUUCUUGGUACUUUGACUCUGGCAACAAUUUCAAUGACGGUCCUGUCAGGAGGGACAUUCACACAUUCAAGUCCAAGAUCCCACCGGGACUCUACCCAGUCAGCGUGCAUUACCACCAACUGGGUCCUUGGUGGGGAGCAGAUGCGGCCAUUGAUGCCGAUCUCACGUUUGCUAUAUCACUUGGCUAUUAA
Messenger RNA from Beauveria bassiana ARSEF 2860, 561 nucleotides. RefSeq lists its product as uncharacterized. The coding region runs from base 1 to 561 and encodes 186 amino acids. NCBI's taxonomy places the organism in Eukaryota, Fungi, Ascomycota, Sordariomycetes, Hypocreales, Cordycipitaceae. The record is from RefSeq and is a predicted model, not a curated record. The transcript has a single exon.